Linum trigynum is the source of this 6002-nucleotide messenger RNA. NCBI's taxonomy places the organism in Eukaryota, Viridiplantae, Streptophyta, Magnoliopsida, Malpighiales, Linaceae. The record is from the annotation of a GenBank genome assembly.
GCAGAGUAGUAAAAGCUUAUUCCCCUCAUUUUCUCGCCUUUUUCUGGCUCACCAAACAGCCCCUCUCCUUCCUUCGGCGCUUUAUUCAAUUGAAUCAAUUCCCAUUCACCCCUCUCUCUCUUUCUCUCUCCCUCUGUCUCUCCUCCCUCUCUCGAGGAAUUAUUGAUUCAGUUUCUUUUCCAAACUCUGAGAGUGAGUCAGAAACGAGUCAUGGAUUCGAGACCUUCCAAAUCGAAGCCCCGAGUCGACUUCCUCAACACCAGGAACAUGAAGCGUUCUUCCUCUUCCAACUCGGACUCACACCAGGGUCAGCUCGACUCGCCCCACUCGCCUCUCCGAUUCCACUCCCCUCUCCGAUCCGACCAGGGCGACCCGGCCGAGUCCCCUCCUUACUCUUCCCCGAUCAAUUCGCCGGAGAAGCCCACCCCUCCCUCCGUCGACAACUCCAAGGCCGUCGUCGCGGUCGACAAAUUCACGCAGUACACUCCGCAGCCCUCCCCUCUACAGCCGUCGUCCUUGAAUAAUGCUGCGGCGGCGGGCAAGCAGCAGCCUGGGGCGCCUCCUCCUCCGUUCCGCGAGAUGGGAGCGUCUAUGAACCGAGCAGUGAGAGAGGAGGCCGCACCGUCGGUGAGGAAGGUAGGGCCGGAAGGAGGGAGAUCGGGAGCCGCCGUCGGGUCCAUACUGCGGCGCUCGGGGAAGGAAGACAUGGUUCGGCUCGCAGAGCUCUGUUUUCGGAUUGGUGAGCUGGUACUGUGCUUGAUUUCGUUCUCGGUGAUGGCGGCCGAUAAGACUCAGGGCUGGAGUGGGGAUUCCUUUGACAGAUACAAAGAGUAUAGGUACUGUUUGUCUGUAAAUGUGAUUGGUUUUGCUUACUCUGCAUUUCAAGCCUAUGAUGUCGGCUACUACAUGGGUACUGGGAAGCAUGUGAUUCGCCACCAUCUACGUUGGCACUUCAAUUUCUUCAUCGAUCAGGCACUGGCAUACCUUCUCAUCUCAGCAUCGUCAUCAGCAGCAACACGAGUGGAUGACUGGCAGUCAAACUGGGGCAAAGAUGAUUUCACUGUGAUGGCAACGGCUUCAAUUGCAAUGUCGUUCCUGGCUUUUGUAGCAUUUGCUGCUAGCUCUGUCAUCUCCGGUUACAACUUCUGCAACCGUGAAUCUAUCUGAAAACACACAUCAGCAUAUCUCACACGGCAAGAAACAAACUAAUGGGGCAAACAGAUUCAGGAGAAUGUCGAACCUCAAGAAAAUCAUUUGUAAGUUGUACAGAGAUAUAGAUUGUUCACUUCACUGCCCCUUCUCUAGUUUUCUUGUCUUUCUCUGAUAUAGAAAAUGUAUACCUAUUAGGAUUUGAGAAUAAUUUUCGGGUGUAUAUGUGCUUACUUGACCUCGAUGGCUUGCUACCAAUAACCCUUGAAGCAAUACCAGUUUGGGUAUCUGUUAGUCCUUCUUUCUCCUAGCAAGAUGAUCAUACAAUAACAAUUAUCUGUAAAGUUUACCCCCCUUCUCUUAUUGCAUUAAAAUUGCGAAGCAUUAGCGAGUUUGUUUACUUAGGCGGCGUGUACAAUCAUAUUAUACAGAACAGACUUGUCCCUCAAUUGUUACACAGGAGUCACUAGCCAGUAGUAGUAAACUCAGCGCCAAGCUUGAAUUGCCUGCUGCAAGCCCAACUGGCAGUAUACGGCUACUGGCGAGUUUUGUUGGCACUGGCGGCGGCUAGAAAUCAUAUGAUGUAGAACAGACUUGUCUUAGUAAGCUUAAAUAAUGAGAUUUGAUUAGAAGUUAGGAAUUAGGGUAAGAGUUUAUGCCUGGAAUCAGGAGACACCCAAUCUUGCUUAUGGGAGAUGGUGAAGGCGACUAAACAUAUCCCUGCUCGAAGAGGUGCAGAAGGCUCAUUGGCGAAGAAAGGAAGAAGGACGAAGAUGAAGGGAUGAGGGUAGGCUUUGGAAAAAAUAAAUCAAGAACGAGGGAUUUGGAAAUAGCUGAUGGGGAUUAGCUAUUUCAAAAACCCACAUUUGAGAGUUUUUGAAAUACUUAAUUGUAAAAAUCCUAUGAACAAGGGAUUGAUUUAGUGGUAAUACCACUAGUCAUGAACUUGGAUGUUCUAGGUUCGAGUCCCUUCAAAAAAAAAAUCAUCAACUUUCUCAAAUGCAAGAUUUUUUAAAAUCCUGCAUAAUGAGGAAUUGUUUUAAAAUCUCUCACUACAAUCCCUUAUCCAAACGACCCUUUGGGUAUUUCUCAUGAUCCUGACAGGGAAAAUCGUCACCUCUUAUCCUAUGACUCCGAGUUGGUAUAUAGGUUUUCUUUCUUUCUCCAUUGGCUUUUAGAUUGUUCUGGUUAUAUCCUUCCUCCAGAACUUGUGUCGUUCUGAAAUUGGAAGUGUGAACUAUGGGACGAGCGACGACUCUACACGGUCCAGCAAGCGGAGAUUGGAGAACGACGACUGGAAUUUCAAAAAAUGUUAUUUGCAUUGGGCCAAAUAUUCUCAAGUGCCUUGGAUUCUGUUGGGUGAGCAACAAAGGCAAUAAUGGUUUGGACAGGGCCCACGUGAAAAUGAGGAAUUGUUUUAAAAUCACUCACUACAAUCCCUUAUCCAAACAACCCUUUGUGUAUUUCUCAUGAUCCUGACAGGAAAAAUUGUCACCUCUUAUCCUAUGACUCCGAGCUGUGAUAUAUGUUUUCUUUCUUUCUCCAUUGGCUUUAGAUUGUUCUGGUUAUAUCCUUCCUCCAGAACUUGUGCCGUUCUGAAAUUGGAAGUGUGAACUUUGGGACGAGCGACGACUCUACACGGUCCAACAAGCGGAGAUUAGAGAACGACGACUGGAAUUUCAAAAAAUGUUAUUUGCAUUGGGCCAAAUAUUCUCAAGUGCCUUGGAUUCUGAUUGGGUGAGCAACAAAGGCAGUAAUGGUUUGGACAGGGCCCACGUGAGAUAUCCAGUAGAAUCACUUAUGCCAUGGGGAAUUCGACAAGACAGUAACAUUCACACAACACAAGAGUUUGAUGGUAUGGGGUGGGGACAGUAAAAUAAAUAGAUCAAAUUAUGAUUUGUUAAUGAUAAUGAGGAUAUCUCAAUAAAAUAAAUAGUAUAAAUGCAAUUGAGUGGUCACUCAAAUCAAAACUUAAUUCCUUUUUUUUAACUCUCCCUUCAAUCUUUCGCAUUUUCCCUCGUGUAUACAAGAUUAUGUUUGUUAGUUAUUACUUAGUCUCGAUGUAUCAGAGUAAGAGAAUAAUUAUUUGGACUACAUUGUCUAUAUCAUAUGGAUUAAUAGAUGUUUUAGGAUAAGAUGCUUUGAACCAUAUAAAGAAUGAUUGUCUCUUUGUCAACUUCAUGAUGUAGUAGGUGGUUUCACUACAGGAAAACUAGUUUCUAGUCACUAGAUCUUAUUCACAGGACUUUUCCCCAUACUAAGAAGUAUACUAGUAGGCACAGUAAAAAAUCAUGUACUUGAUUGUAUAGUUCUAAUCACGGGAAUUAAUUUAACAACUUUUCAUUUCCCGUGACUAAUUGUUAGUCACAGUUAAUUGUCGUGAACAAUGUGACUAACAGUUACUCGUAGUUAAUUACCGUAAACAAUGUGGUACUUUAUCUUUCCAAAUUUUAAGUAAAGAUUAAGAAGAAUUAAAAAUAUUAAUGAUGAAAGAAAAUUAAGAUAAACUAAACAAAAUGUCCAUACUAAUAAAUCACAGAAUUAAUACACCUUUACAUACCGUUUGGUAUAAAUGAAUUUCAUAAGUUUUGAGAAAUUCAUUUUGAAAUGAAAUGUUUUUGUGCUAGGUGUCGCAACCGUCCCUCGGGGUUGGGUAGCGUUCGCGCUUUGGAGUCGCCACCGAUCUUACUUGGAGUGGAUCGAACACUCUUCGGUCGGCUCUAACCCUAGGGUCAGAACCGAGACAUGGUCUGCGAUUAAGAUAUAUAGGUUCGGGAGUACGGUUACGUAUGGUGAAGUUAAGCAACACCCCCACAAUGCCCUAAAUCGGUACUAUUUAAGUUGAUAAGUUAUAUGUGUUGGGUGUGUUUAUGUAUUUUGAGGGUCCCACUGGACCGUUAAAGAGUUUUAUCGUAUUGAUUUAUAAUUUGAUUAUACGCCAACUAGCGUUCAUGUAAAAGAUAAAUUUUGUUAGUUAGUUGGACUCGAACAUUAGCUUAGUUUGGCCCUGCUGUAGCUUUUGCAGAAGCAGCUUCUUGCUGGAGCUUUUAGAUAUUUACUUUUAAAAAAAAGCAGUUGAGUGUUUGGCUGUAAAACUAUUAGAAGUGCUUUUUAAUAUAAGAGGUUGUGUAAAAUGACUAUAAAGGACUUAUAAUAUAAAAUAUGAAUAAAAAUUCUAAACAAUAAAAAGUAGUCAAAAUAGAUCUUGUUAGAUUUCUUUUAUAUUAAAUAAUAUAAUUUUAUAAUUUGUUUUAUUUUUAAAAUGAUAUAAAUGAAGAAAAAUUAUAUUUUCUGAAAUAUAAUUAAAAUAUGGUAAGGAUAAUCUUGUAUUUUCAAAACAGCUUUUCGCAGAAGCUGGGCUCGAAUUGGAUAAAAAAUGGGGCUCGAAUUGGGCUUCUAAUCUGGUUUUUUGCUAAUUGGUAUCUUCUUAUUUUUUGUAGGUACCUGGGCUUGGUUGACUUAAAAAAAGUUGGGCUAGUGGACCUAAUUUAUGUCUCAAAGCUCCACUUUAUUUGUAAUUCUCUCUUGUAAUUGUAUGUAAUUACAAUUGUUGGGGGUGUUACUAAAGACUUCGUGCACAGACUAAGUAGUGGAGCGCACAAUCGGCAAUGGCAACACUCGGUACCCGCUACAGGUAUAUAAGGGCUUGAAGCCCUCCAAAGAGAGGGACUUCUCCUCUCUCCUCACUUUCCACUUUCUACUAUCUCUCUACACUUUAUCUCUCUAUCUAUUCUCUCAACUCUCUCCAAAAACAGACACUGACUUGAUCGUCGGAGUUUAAUCCGGGGGACAACCCCGGCUCUUUCACAGGUUCCCUCCCUCUCGACGAGAUCAGACGAACAAAUCGUGAGUCAACCCCACACCAACAAUCAUUAUUGUUCAUACCUCGAGCUAGAUGGUACAAACAAUUGGCGCCCACCGUGGGGCUGAUCGAAAAUGCGUUCGUUUGAUUUCGAGGAGAGUUUUGAAUCUGGAAAAAGACAGAAGCUUCGUCGGGAGGAAACAAAGAGGAAAUAAAAAAAAAGAGAAAAGCUCUUCCUUCUCCACCAACCACCGCCGGUGAUGCACUUUCCUCCUACUCUUUUCCCAAGUGACCUCCCUCGAUGCAACCUCCUCAACCGCAACAUCUCCUCAACGACGCCAACUUCACCAAAAACAAGCAAAGAAAGAUAUGGCAAAAUUCUGUCUCCAAUAGCAAGAAUCAUGAAAACCGGGUACAACAUCUCUACAAAAGAACGAGGGCCAAGAAGAAAGCAAAAAAAAAAAAAAAAAACAGAUUCCGACCACCGACGACAUGCUCGGUGUCGGAACUCCGACGUGAAAAAGGUAGGAGGUGAAGUAGCCAUCACAAGCAUCUGAAACUUCGUCCACCUUUCACUCUUCCCAAACACCGUCGACUAGUCACUUCUCCUAUGUUACGGUGGGUCCACGAUUUGAGAAAAGACAGCUACCGUGUACAACCUUCUCUUUAUGUCAUAAAGAUUGGACAGGCGGUUUGACCGAGACGAAAUUGUGCAAGUUGAUGCCAGCCUGGAAAGAGUCAGAAAAGGAGAACGUUGCCACCAAUCUUUUCGCGCAGCUUCUCUACAUGGUGUUGCGCUUCCAGCCCUUCCAAGCGUGUUAACUUCUCCGCGGCGGUGCCAGUGCUCUUUGAUAGUCUACUUCUCGCGCCACGCCUGUACCAAACCUCGUCAUCAACGCGAUUCGAUGUCGUCGUGAUCUGCGCGGAAGCUCUAUCGCUCCUUCGACGGUCGCGCCACUAUCAUCCACCAAAUCGAUCAACUCUGCCAAUGGCGGUGGCUUAACCUGCGUUUCGAAAGCAAAAAAUUGUGGAAGAAAGGAAGAUUGAAGCA